AUCAGCACUCAGACGGAGGCGGUGAAGCCCCACUCUCCUGCCGCUCCAAAGAUCCUGAAGAACAAAGCUCUGCUCUGCAGACCGCUGGUGCAGAACAAAGGAGUUUCCUGCAAAACGCAGACUGUCGAUGGGGAAGCCCAGACAGAUGACAACUUUCCAAAGAUCCUGGUUCUGCCGGUCCCUGUGCCCGUCUACCUGCCUGUCCCCAUGAACAUGUACAGCCAGUACACUCCAGAACCCAUGGGCCUGCCCGUACCUCUGCCGGUGCCGAUGUUCCUGCCCGUGACGAUGAACAGCGCCGAGCGCAUCGUGGAAACCAUCCAGGAGAUCAAGCAAAAGAUCCCGUCGGACCCGUACGAGGCCGAGCUCAUCCUCAUGGCCGAGAUGGUAGCCGAAGACGACGACGACAAACAGGAAGCCCCGGAAGAAAAAACAGCUGGAGACGAGCCGGAGAGGCAGGAGGCUGCUGUACCUGAAGACCACAUCAGCACGCUCAGUGACGACCUGGACACGGACGACUUGGACAGUUUCCUGAACAACUGGGAGGACCCGUCCUCCGACAGUCUGAAGCUGUCCGCCCGACCGGACGCCUCCGAGAAGCUCGGCGCCGUGGACAGUCCUGUGAGCGAGCCGUACUGCGAGCCGCCGCCGCCCGUCAUGGACAUCGAAAACGACUUCACCGUGGAAACUCUGGAGAGGAUGGCCCGGCUCAGAGAGAACUGCAACAGGUCUCCGAAUCCCACCCCGGUUCAACGGAAACAGGCUCCCAGGAAGGCCCGAGAGAAGCAG
Messenger RNA from Nematolebias whitei (Rio pearlfish), 789 nucleotides. RefSeq names its product zinc finger MYM-type protein 4. NCBI's taxonomy places the organism in Eukaryota, Metazoa, Chordata, Actinopteri, Cyprinodontiformes, Rivulidae. The record is from RefSeq and is a predicted model, not a curated record.